AUGUUUACAAAGAAAGGUGGUGGUGACAUGCUCGAAAAAGAUGUGCUACUAGAAAUAAGUUUGGCGGAUCGACUAAUUAAAAAUAUAACAAUUAAUGAUGAAGGUGUAGACAUUGGAUAUUCAGAAAUUUGUGGACGUGUAGGCGAAAAGUGUUUUGAAAAUCCGAUUAUCGAAAUAUUGCCCGAUAUUGAUAAUAUAGUGCAGAGAAAAAAGAAAUUAAAGUAUCCGAUCGACAUAGAUCCGUUGACAUACUCUUAUCAAAUAUAUUCUCUCAACUUUGGAAAUGUAAUCGAAGAUGAGAACGACGUGAUUCAAACAGUAAAUGCUAUGAGAUUAACGUAUUUCACAGACGAGAGCGACGAGAAAAAACAAAAUGUCAUAGAAAGAUGGCGAACAGAAGUUUAUAAUCGAAUAAGAUAUCAUCGAUUUAAACAUGUUCUGUGUUUUAUUGAUUACACCUGGUCAAUAGAACAACAAAAUGUGCAAUUAAUGGAUAAUAUAAAACCGAUGAUUGGGGCACUAGUUGCAUUCAUUUCUGUUUUUACUACUGUUACGUAUAUUAGCAACAAUUGGGCAAAAAGCAAGCCUUUUCUGGGUGUUGCAAGUGUCGUAUCGGCUGGUCUGGCUGUAAUCACCUCUUUCGGAUUCAUGUCGGUUGUCGGUGUGCAGAACAGUAUUUGGAACAUCACCAUUCCAUUUUUAGUUCUCGUGACAGAGAUCGAUGAUGCUUUCGUAUUGUUGGCGUGUUGGAGAAUAUCAAACCCCAAGCAUAAAGUACACAAACGCAUGGAAGAAACAUUGGGUGAAGCAGGAAUUUCUAUAACGUUAACAUCAUUGACGAACCUAUUUUCCUAUUACAUUGGAAUGAUGUCAUCUUUUCCUCUGAUAAGAAUAUUCUGUUAUUAUUCCGCAACUAGCAUAGUGUUUACGUUUUUGUAUCAGAUAACGUUUUUUGCAGGGUGCAUGGCAUUAUCAGGAUACAGAGAAGAGAAACAACAACAAGAACAAGCACUUCGUGUUAAUUUCGGUCAUGAAGAAACUUUGAAUAAAGGAGUAAUUAAAAUGCCAAUUCGUAAACUAAAGUUAAAUCAUUUAUUUUACCACAGAUCAUCAGUUAUACCAAAUGCUUCUAUUCGUCAGUUACCAUCAGGAGUAAUUAUUGGAUUAGUAUCUAAUACAGCUUUUAAUAGGAAAGAUAUCGAACAUUCUUCGACAGAAGAUGAAAUGUCAACUGAUGAGCCAACAAUGUCAUGUUUUAGGGACAAGUUGGGGAAAAUUCUAUCUAUCAAUGUAGUGAAGUUAAUAGUUAUUAUCGUUUACUUUCUGAAUUUAUCAUUUGGAAUAUGGGGAGCCUUAACUAUAAAACACGGUAUAGAAUUUACUAAGUUAUAUCCAAAACAAUCGGUAAUAACACAGGGUAUUAAAAUAUAUUAUAACAGUUUCGGCCGUUAUACGUUUCCUUAUCAAAUAAUCAUUAACAGCACACUUGAUUAUUCAGAUUUAAAUGUACAGAAAUCAGUUGAUGAACUACUCAACAAAUUCGAAAGUCUUCCAUACAUUGCAGAUUCCCGAUUAACAGUAUCUUGGUUAAAAUAUUACAAAGAAUUCCAAAAUCACCCGCUGGCUAAAUAUUUAUUACGAGGAUACAACAUGUCGGUUAAACAAGAUUUCUUGGAUGGACUUCGCAAUGUUUUCCUGAAAUUUAAAUCAGCAGAACAAUUCUCCAACGAUAUCGCAUUCAACUCUGAUGGAUCCGAUAUUAUAAGUAGCAGAUUUCACAUUCUUGUAAAUGAUACGUUAAGUCCAGCAGCUGAAAUUGAAAUGUUAAAAAAUAUGUGGAAAAAUGCUGACGAAUUUGAUUUUCCUGUUCUUGUUUAUUCAGCAGUCGCACCUCUGUACGAACAAGGAAUUAUAAUUGGACGUACAAUUAACGAAUUAUUUUGGAUCACUUCACUUUUGGUUAUGAUUCUUUUUGUAGUUAUCAUACCAAACAUUGUCGUUGCUGUUCUCGUUGCAAUAUCGGUAUCAUCAACCAUCGUAGAAACUUUAGGAUACAUGUCUCUUUGGGAUAAAAUAAAUAGUUAUGUAGAAAUGAAUGUAGAUACUAUUUCUGAUAAUUACGAACAUCAGUGUCAUAUAUGUAAAAAGGGGUUUAAUUAUGAUGAUAUCAGAGUAAGAGAUUACAAUCACUUAACAGGGAAUUAUUGCGGGAUAGCUCAUAACCAUUGUUAUGACUCCCAUCAGAUUAUCAAAAAUAUUCCUCCUAAACUAUUUUCGAGAAUUCAGAUUAUCCCCAUAAAUCAGAAAAAUUUACAACGUUUACUUUAG
Molecule: messenger RNA, 2328 nt
Organism: Centruroides sculpturatus (bark scorpion)
Lineage: Eukaryota; Metazoa; Arthropoda; Arachnida; Scorpiones; Buthidae
Product: patched domain-containing protein 1-like
Exons: 6
Coding region: 1-2328 (775 amino acids)
Biological process (GO): molting cycle, collagen and cuticulin-based cuticle; endocytosis
Cellular component (GO): cytoplasmic vesicle membrane; plasma membrane
Source: RefSeq, a predicted model, not a curated record